CAUAUAUUUUGUCCGUUUUAGCUAACUUCCUUUCUUACUAUAAUCAAAAUCCAUUUUUUCUUAGUGUUAUUAUCGAUUAAAAUCGAUGGCGUGAACGCGGCGUGGGUUUUGAUCAUUCGUUUUUUAGAUUGUGCAAAUCUUCGAUUUCCAGCGUGUUCUUGUGAGCAAAAUGGGUGAUGCCAAGAAGAAUGGUUUUCCUGGAAGUUGUCCCGAGUUUGGUGCAAUCUUCAUUUCAGACAAUGCAACGAAAAAGGAAUGUUUAAGAAGGAAAGUUUUUGCUCUCCCAUCUUCGCAUUCACACUUUGUGAAACAGGUGAAAGCUGGGAUGAUUCUGUUCCUGUUUGAAUUUGAGAGGAGAGAACUGCAUGGUGUGUUUCAAGUAUGCUCUGGCGGUGCAAUGAAUAUUCUGCCUCGUGUACUUAGUUCGUCAGGGAAGCAAUUCCCUGCACAGGUUAAAUUCACCCUCAUGUGGUACUGCACUGCCAUCCACUUUCUGAAAAUGAAUUUCGUGAUGCUAUCAGAGAAAACUAUUUUUCCAAAACUAAGUUUAACUUUGGACUCUCUGAAGAUCAGGUUCGAAGGCUUCUGUCAUUGUUCAGUUUGAAGAGGAUGAAAGAUCAGGCACCUUCACGGCAGUUGACUGAAAGUAAAGUUGCAAGGCAAAGUGGGUACUCUACAAAUAAAAUUAGAAGACUAGUUAAUAAGUCUCCAAGGAGAAACCAAGCCCCAAGUGAAUAUGGUGUAGACAACCCUCACAGACCAGAUAUUUCCACUACUCCCCAUGGGAACUCUUUCUAUGAUGAUGACAGACCUACUGAUGAUGGCAGAUUUGAAACGGACACAUCUUUUGGACAUGAGCGUAAAGCAAGUGCCUUCCUAAAUGAGUCGUUCUGGGAUCUUGUUGGUAAGGAUGGAGGGGUCAUAGCUUCAGGUGAAUAUGCCACAAAUGACUGGGUGGACACUGAAUGGAAAACUGGUAUUGAGUUUCAAGAAGCAGUUUCAGUUGGUUUUCUUCAGGUAAUGUCAGAAGCAUUUCCAAUGAUGUUAGGUUCGCACAGAGUGAUAGAACUGAAACAAAAUGUUACAAGGAUGAUGCUUUUUCACCAUCCAUGUCAACAGAGUAUCCUAGUUCUUUUCAAUCUAAAGUUAAUCCACUAGUGUAUUCUAGCAAACAUGUUCUAGAAACAGAUUCAUUUGUCAAUGAUCUAACAAGGCCAUCUUCAACGUACUUUCCCUCAAUGGAGAUGCAAAACACCAAUGUUAGUUAUCCAUUGAAUUUUGAAGAUUCAUUUGUUGCAAAUAGUCUUCCUUAUGAUUCUGAUGUUCCUACUACGAAUUAUAGGGGCUGCUCAUCUUUGGGGUUCAAUCAGGGCCAUGCUUCAUUGCAAGAUGCUAUUCAUGAUAAUUUUGUUGGUCACAUCAUUGGUACUACCAAAAUCAAUCAUUUCCUUCAUUGUUAGAGACUAGAAGAACACCCAUAACCUCUGAUGUCUACUCUGGUUCUAAGGACUUCGUUACAUUGCCCUAUUCUAAUUCAUAUGAACACUCCAGCAGGACUAUCCUGCAAAGGCAUGGCUAUAUAGAUGACCUAGAAGCUGAAUACUCUCAAUUCAAAUGCUCUGGAGAUCUUUCCCUUCCUAAGCCCUCUUUAGCACCUGUCCCUUCUGAAAUUAGAAACAAUGGCAGGAUCGGUGAGCAUUCAUCAUCUUAUAGAACCAGUCCUAGCAAGUUCCAUUCUCUUACCUUUUCUUACAGGUAUCCCACGAUAUUGCAAGAUAGACAUGAUUUUCAAGUGCAAGAGCAUGACAGGUAUCCUAUGUUAUUACAGGACAGACAUGAUUUUCAAGCUCAAGAGCGUGACAGGUAUCCGAUGUUAUUACAAGACAGACAUGAUUUUCAAGUACAUGAGAGUGGAAAUGAUGCACAAUUUGGUGAUGAUGGUUUUAUGUUUAAAGAGUGCCAGCCCCAUGGUGAAUCGUUUCAUAAUGAUAACAGAACAAUUGAGGAUGAAAGGUUUGCUAUAUACAAUAAGGCGGAAUAUGAGAACAAAGUGGUCCAGCAGCAGCUGCAUGUUCAUGAACCGAUAAAUGUGGACUACCAUGAAGUUACUUCGGUGAGUCCUGCUCCGUAUCAGAAUUCCGAUUUCCGGAAAAAAGGAGUAGUGUGUUUUCUCGCUUGGCUUUGCCUCGUAAGAUACAUAAAAAGAAAGAACACCUCUCCUAGCACUGCUGACAUCAAUAGGCAUACUUCAAUUAAUAAAGUCGUGGAUAUGCUGCACCGAAACCAUAACCAUGGGGUGAAUUCAAUUGGCAAAUCGAUAGUCAAGCACAGUGUUGCUGCUGCCAACCUUAGGGAUAAAAAGCAGGCCACUAGGAAAGAUGAUCCUGCUAUGAUCUCAGAGGAGAUGAAUCUGAAGUCUACCUCAUUUAGCAAGGAGAAUAGCAGCCAAAAGUUUGGGGAGGUGACUUUUGUCGAUUUCAAACGCCGUAGUACGGUGAGAAAGAACCUCGAAGAUGAUAAGACUGGAAAUCAUUGUGAAACUCAGAAUGAAAAGAGUGCAGCAGCUGCACAACGUAAAGAGAGAAAAUUGAUUCGGCCAGACUUCUGUGAGAGUGAGUCAUCUGAGAGGGGCAUAUCAGGUUAUGGUCCUCAACUUGCAAUAUUUCCUUCAACAGAAUACUCUGUAAGCAAAAAUACUGAAAAUAUUAGGACUGCUGAUAAAGGUAACUACUGUGACAAUGGAAGUGACACAAACUCGGAAAAAAUUAGUGCAGAGAACUUUAUUGAUUCAAGAAGUGCUGAUGGUGGAAAGGAAUCAUCAGAACAUAACUGCAUCUCAAGUAUGACUUCAAUUUCUUGUAGGAACAGGCAUGUUGAAGUUGAACAAGAUAUGACCACUAGAGAUACAAGGAUGGAGAUUGUCUUAAGAUCAAAUUGAUGUGAGCCAUUCCACUCAUGGGUCAUGUCGAAAAAUCUGUGAAGACAAUGAUAAUGAUGUGAGUCAUUCUAUUCAUGUGCCAUCUCAAGAUAAGGAUGAUGAUGGAGUCGCAAAGAGCGAGUUUGUUUACGGUAUUAAAUAGAUGCAUGACUUGACUCCUGAAUUGUCUCAAGAUCGAAAUGAUGUGAGUAGACAUGAGUCAUCUACAAAAAUCCGUGAAGACAAUUAUGGUGAUGGAGCUGCAAAGAGAGUUCAUUUACAGUAUUGAACAGACAAAAGACGUGACUCCUGUUGGUGGCGAGAUUUCCAUCAGUGCUUUGAACUAAGGCGAUCCGAACACCAAAUGAGAAAGGCCCUCUUGGAGGUCUUGUAUUAGUGUACAUAUUUUUGCAGAAAUGUGACUCUCCUGAAAUCAAGCAAAGCCAUCUUUCGGAUAUUUGGUAAGAGAGAAUUUGCUAGUUUUGGAAGGCCCUCAACUGCUUCAUAUACAUGAAAUGUUAAAUGUGGAAGUAUUUUCUACAACCAGUUAAGAUGAAAGCUGGAGGAUCGGUUGCAAGCGUCUCUGUCCGGAGCAUUUGUAACGCAAUCAUCAGGUGGUGAAAGAUCGUCUCAUGCAAAUGAAACUCGUAAGUCAUACCAUGAAUGUGCUUCCACCUAUGGGGAACCAUGGCAACAAACAAAAUUUACAGUUCAUUCAAUUUCGCUACUCUUCUAAUCUUAGGAUUUUGCGUAAAUGCGCUAACAAAGACGUGCUUUUUUGUUUUGUUUAG
This is a messenger RNA of Hibiscus syriacus, 3708 nucleotides long. RefSeq lists its product as uncharacterized. The coding region runs from base 1817 to 2938 and encodes 373 amino acids. The transcript is spliced from 4 exons. Lineage: Eukaryota; Viridiplantae; Streptophyta; Magnoliopsida; Malvales; Malvaceae. The record is from RefSeq and is a predicted model, not a curated record.